Molecule: messenger RNA, 6691 nt
Organism: Rattus rattus (black rat)
Lineage: Eukaryota; Metazoa; Chordata; Mammalia; Rodentia; Muridae
Gene: Plxna3
Product: plexin A3
Biological process (GO): regulation of cell shape; semaphorin-plexin signaling pathway involved in axon guidance; positive regulation of axonogenesis
Cellular component (GO): semaphorin receptor complex
Molecular function (GO): protein binding; semaphorin receptor activity
Source: RefSeq, a predicted model, not a curated record
CGAGUCUGCAGGGCCACGCGAGGGGGGCGGCUGUAGGGCACGGGGGCACGUCCACGUGACUACGGGUGGACACCCUGAGUCAGCCGCGGUGGAGGGACAGGCCUGUCCCUCGCGUUACAGCUGCUGGUCAUGCCCACUGUCUGCCUUCUCCCAUUGCUAUUCUUCACCAUAGGAGGGUGCCUGGGUAGCAGCAGGCCGUUUCGUACCUUUGUGGUGACAGAUACCACACUGACUCACCUGGCUGUGCACCGAGUGACUGGGGAGGUGUUUGUAGGUGCCGUGAACCGAGUUUUCAAGCUGGCUUCAAACCUAACUGAGCUACGGGCCCAUGUCACAGGGCCCAUUGAGGACAAUGCUCGCUGCUACCCACCCCCUAGCAUGCGUGUGUGCUCCCACCGCCUGGUGCCUGUGGACAAUGUGAACAAGCUGCUCCUCAUAGACUAUGCAGCCCGUCGCUUGGUAGCUUGUGGCAGCAUCUGGCAGGGCAUUUGCCAGUUCCUGCGUCUGGAUGACCUCUUCAAGUUGGGUGAGCCCCACCAUCGCAAGGAACACUAUCUGUCAGGGGCCCAGGAGCCUGAUUCCAUGGCUGGCGUCAUUGUUGAACAGGGCCAGGGGCCUAGCAAGCUGUUUGUGGGCACCGCUGUUGAUGGCAAGUCUGAGUACUUUCCCACCUUGAGUUCCCGUAAGCUCAUCGACGAUGAGGACAGUGGAGAUAUGUUCAGUCUGGUGUACCAGGAUGAGUUUGUCUCUUCUCAGAUCAAGAUCCCUUCAGACACACUGUCCUUGUACCCUGCCUUUGACAUCUACUACAUAUAUGGCUUUGUCAGUGCCUCCUUCGUGUACUUCUUAACAUUGCAGCUGGACACCCAGCAGACACUGCUGGAUACAGCAGGCGAGAAAUUCUUCACAUCUAAGAUUGUGCGCAUGUGUGCCGGGGACUCAGAGUUCUACUCUUACGUAGAGUUCCCUAUUGGCUGCUCCUGGCGUGGUGUGGAGUACCGCUUGGUGCAGAGGCCCAUCUGGCCAAGCCAGGCUCACAUUGCUCCAGGUUUGGUGCUGUUUGACGCGGAUGUGCUCUUCACCAUCUUCUCUCAGGGCCAGAAGAAUCGAGCCAACCCACCUCGGCAGACCAUCCUUUGCCUCUUCACCCUCAGCAGCAUUAAUGCCCACAUUCGGCGCCGAAUCCAAUCGUGCUACCGUGGGGAGGGCACGCUGGCCUUGCCCUGGCUGCUGAAUAAGGAGCUGCCCUGCAUCAACACCCCCAUGCAGAUCAAUGGAAACUUCUGUGGGUUAGUGUUGAAUCAACCAUUGGGUGGCCUACACGUGAUUGAGGGGCUACCCUUGCUGGCUGACAGCACUGAUGGCAUGGCCAGUGUGGCUGCCUACACCUACCACCAGCACUCUGUGGUUUUCAUCGGUACACGCAGCGGUAAUUUGAAGAAGGUGCGAGUUGAUGGCUCUCAGGAUGCCCAACUAUAUGAAACUGUCUCUGUGGUGCAGGGCACCCCCAUACUUCGAGACCUGCUCUUCAGCCCUGACCACCGACACAUCUACCUCCUGAGUGAGAAGCAGGUGAGCCAACUCCCGGUGGAGACCUGUGAGCAGUAUCUGAGCUGUGCUGCAUGCCUGGGCUCAGGGGACCCACACUGUGGUUGGUGUGUGCUACAGCACAGGUGCUGCCGUGAAGGGGCCUGUCCAGGUGCCUCUGCCCCACACGGCUUUGCAGAAGAGCUGAACAAAUGUAUACAAGGUUCGCCUAAUAAUGUGUCAGUGACAUCCUCUGGGGUGCAGCUGACAGUAGCCAUGCGCAAUGUGCCAGACCUCAGUUUGGGUGUGAGCUGUUCCUUUGAGGAAGUGACUGAAAGUGAGGCUAUUCUGUUCUCUGAGAGCUAAUGACACCCUUCACCAUCCCUUCAGGGAGCUCCAGACACCUCUACCAGAGGGUCAGGGGCAACUCAUACUGUGCGGCUUCAGCUGCUCUCCAUGGAGACUGGUGUGAGGUUUGCUGCUGACUGCUUCUACAACUGCAGUGCUCCUCCCAGUCCCACUUCUCCCUCCAGGUGUAUGUCCUGUGUUGGCAGCCCUUACCCCUGCCACUGGUGUAAGUACCGUCAUGUGUGCACCAGCCACCCACACGAGUGUUCCUUCCAGGAGGGCAGGGUCCACAGCCCUGAGGGCUGCCCAGAGAUCCUGCCUCGAGGGGACCUCUUGAUUCCUGUGGGUGUCAUGCAGCCUCUAACUCUGCGGGCUAAGAACCUGCCACAGCCUCAGUCAGGACAGAAGAAUUAUGAAUGUGUGGUCCGUGUACAGGGGCGGCAACAUCGGGUACCUGCAGUGCGCUUUAACAGCAGCAGCGUGCAGUGCCAGAAUGCCUCGUACUUCUAUGAAGGUGAUGAGUUUGGUGACACUGAACUGGACUUCUCUGUGGUCUGGGAUGGAGAUUUCCCCAUUGAUAAGCCUCCUAGCUUCCGAGCCCUUCUUUACAAGUGCUGGGCUCAGCGGCCUAGCUGUGGCCUUCUGCCCUGCAAGGCUGAUCCCUCGAUUCAACUGUGGCUAUGGUGCCUCCCGGAGCACAGGUGCCAGCUUCGGGUUCACUGCCCAGCUCCCAAAAGUAACUGGAUGCACCCAAGCCAGAAGGGGGCCCGAUGCAGCCAUCCCCGAAUCACCCAGAUUCACCCACUAACAGGACCCAAGGAGGGGGGCACCCGGGUCACCAUUGUGGGUGAGAACCUGGGCCUCACUUCCCGUGAGGUUGGCCUUCGAGUAGCUGGUGUACGUUGUAACUCCAUUCCCACCGAAUAUGUCAGUGCUGAAAGGAUCGUAUGUGAGAUGGAGGAAUCGCUGGUGCCCAGCCCAUCACCUGGGCCUGCUGAGCUCUGUGUAGGUGAUUGUUCUGCUGACUUCCGCACACAGUCCCAGCAACUCUACAGCUUUGUGACCCCAACAUUUGACCGUGUAAGUCCUACUCGGGGCCCAGCUUCUGGGGGAACUCGGCUCACCAUCUCUGGAACUUCUCUGGAUGCUGGCAGCAGGGUCACAGUUAUUAUAAGAGAUGGAGAGUGCCAGUUUGUGAGGAGAGAUGCUGAGGCAAUCGUGUGUAUCUCACCUAUCUCCACUCUGGGCCCCAGUCAGGCAUCACUCCUUGCCAUCGACCAUGCCAACAUCUCCAGCACUGGAGUCAUCUAUACCUACACUCAGGACCCUACUGUCACACACCUUGAGCCCACCUGGAGCAUCAUCAAAAUCUCCAUCAACGGCAGCCCGCUUCCCUCAACUGCUUCCUUCACCUACUAUCCUGAUCCCAGCUUUGAACCACUUGGGCCCUCUGGUGUGCUAGAUGUCAAACCUGGUUCGCAUGUUGUAUUGAAGGGCAAGAACCUGAUCCCUGCUGCAGCUGGCAGCUCCCGCCUCAACUACACAGUGUUGAUUGGAGGACAACCAUGUGCACUAACUGUCUCAGAUACUCAACUUCUGUGUGAUUCCCCUAGCCAGACAGGCCGGCAACCUGUUAUGGUGCUGGUGGGUGGCCUGGAGUUCUGGUUGGGCACCCUGCACAUCACUGCUGAUCGGGCACUGACCUUACCGGCUAUGGUGGGGCUGGCAGCAGGAGGCGGGCUCUUGCUGCUGGCCAUCACUGUUGUACUGGUUGCCUACAAGCGAAAGACUCAGGAUGCAGACCGCACACUUAAGCGACUUCAGCUACAGAUGGACAACCUGGAGUCUCGUGUGGCCUUGGAGUGCAAGGAAGCUUUUGCUGAGUUACAGACAGAUAUCAACGAACUGACAAACCACAUGGAUGGUGUGCAGAUCCCCUUCUUGGACUACCGGACCUAUGCUGUGCGCGUACUUUUCCCUGGCAUUGAGGCUCACCCAGUGCUCAAGGAGCUGGAUACUCCCCCCAAUGUGGAGAAAGCCCUGCGCCUAUUUGGACAGUUGCUGCACAGCCGUGCCUUCCUGCUCACCUUCAUCCACACUUUGGAGGCCCAGAGCAGUUUCUCCAUGCGUGACCGUGGUACUGUGGCCUCACUCACCAUGGUGGCCCUGCAGAGUCGGCUUGACUAUGCCACUGGGCUGCUCAAGCAACUGCUGGCUGACCUCAUAGAGAAAAACCUUGAGAGCAAGAACCACCCAAAGCUGCUAUUGCGCAGGACAGAGUCAGUGGCUGAGAAGAUGCUCACCAACUGGUUCACAUUCCUGCUGCAUAAGUUCCUGAAGGAGUGCGCCGGGGAGCCACUCUUCCUGCUGUACUGCGCCAUCAAGCAGCAGAUGGAGAAAGGUCCCAUCGAUGCCAUAACAGGCGAGGCCCGCUACUCCUUAAGUGAGGACAAGCUCAUCCGUCAGCAGAUCGACUAUAAGACCCUGACUCUGCAUUGUGUGUGCCCGGAGAGUGAGGGCAGUGUCCAGGUCCCUGUGAAGGUUCUUAACUGUGAUAGCAUCACCCAGGCCAAAGACAAGCUGUUGGAUACCGUGUACAAGGGUAUUCCAUACUCUCAGCGCCCCAAAGCUGAGGACAUGGACUUGGAAUGGCGCCAGGGCCGUAUGGCCCGAAUCAUCCUCCAAGAUGAGGACAUCACUACAAAGAUUGAGUGUGAUUGGAAGAGGAUCAACUCACUGGCUCACUACCAGGUGACUGAUGGUUCCUUAGUAGCACUGGUGCCCAAACAAGUGUCUGCCUAUAACAUGGCCAACUCAUUCACCUUCACCCGUUCACUUAGUCGCUAUGAGAGUUUGCUCCGUGCUGCCAGCAGCCCAGAUAGCCUCCGCCCAGCACCUAUGCUCACACCUGACCAGGAGGCGGGCACCAAGCUGUGGCAUCUGGUGAAGAACCACGACCAUGCUGAUCACCGAGAGGGAGACCGUGGCAGCAAGAUGGUCUCAGAAAUAUAUCUGACAAGGCUGCUGGCCACCAAGGGCACGUUGCAGAAGUUUGUGGAUGACUUGUUUGAAACUGUGUUCAGUACAGCCCACCGGGGCUCAGCCUUACCCUUGGCCAUCAAGUACAUGUUUGACUUCAUGGAUGAACAGGCUGACCAGCGCCAGAUCAGUGACCCUGAUGUGCGCCACACCUGGAAAAGCAACUGCUUGCCUCUGCGUUUCUGGGUGAAUGUGAUCAAGAACCCACAAUUCGUGUUUGACAUCCACAAGAAUAGCAUCACAGAUGCCUGCCUCUCUGUGGUAGCCCAGACCUUCAUGGACUCCUGUUCCACAUCAGAGCACCGUCUGGGCAAGGACUCACCUUCCAACAAGCUGCUCUAUGCCAAGGAUAUUCCCAAUUACAAGAGCUGGGUGGAGAGGUACUACCGAGAUAUUGCAAAGAUGGCAUCCAUCAGUGACCAGGACAUGGACGCCUACUUAGUGGAGCAGUCCCGCCUCCAUGCCAAUGACUUCAAUGUCCUAAGUGCACUCAGUGAGCUCUACUUCUAUGUCACCAAGUACCGUCAGGAGAUCCUCACCUCGCUGGACCGAGAUGCCUCUUGUCGGAAGCAUAAGCUUCGACAGAAGCUGGAGCAGAUCAUCACCCUGGUGUCCAGCAGCAGCUGAGUGGGGAGAUGGUGAGGAGGGGGCUUCUCACUUCUGAGCCAUCCUCCCAGUCAGGGGAGUGUCUGGCUCUAGCCUGGGUUUCCAGGGCUGAGACCCAGAUCUGGUGUUGUUGGGGAGGUUACCAAGCCAAGAUGCCCAUCGCACCUGGGCCCCCUUCAUUAGUGCCUUGCUUUGGGCCCUGCAGGGGGAGGGGAUGACAGGACCAAGCUUCCCCCACCAGCAGCAGCAAUAUCCCCACCCUCUUGCCCUGGUGUUCCCAUGUCAGAAGAGCCCUUGACCACCUUGCUCUGACAUCCUACCCACCUAUUUAUUAAUGUAAUUCUACCUUAAUUUCCAUAUGUAAAUAUAUAUGCCCCAUGGGAUGUUACUAGCCUCACAGACCUCUUCCUUGGUUGAUCUGGGUCUUGUUUCCUGUUCUGGUUCCUUUGUGAUAUUGCAAGCCUUGGCUCAGCCUCUGGCAUCUCAUCUUUGCUGUGUCAGGCCCCACUUGUCUAAAAAGAGAUCCUCAGUACCAGCAGCAUUCAGGGUUUGAUGAUGCAUCUGAAGCUGCCCUCAGAUUGUCCAGGUCAGGCCAGGCCAGGCCAGGCCAAUGUCCCUUUUCAGAUAUCUCAGAAGUCAGACCACAUUUUCAUGGGCCCUGCCGUCUCUGAGAGAACUAUAGCCAGGCUGUGAUUGGGCCUGAUGUGGGCCUGGGCCUCUGGGACAUUCCUUGUGUCCCUACUGCCAAAUUUCCUUAGUGUUGUAGGCACUUGCCCUGAAACCUCUCAGCCUCAGCUGCCCCAUCAUAUGCCCGUCCGUAAGGGCCAAGGUGGCAGUGCCUUACUGUUUUGUGUCUCCUGCUUCCUCUGAGGAAUCUGGCCCUGUCUGAUAGUCCCAGACCCUCAGUUCACUCUUCUUUUGUUGCAUGAGUUUUUCUUUGUUGUAAUUUUUUCCUAAUUAAAUGUUGGGAAAUGGGGUCAGUGCAUGUCUUUGUCUUUGGAGAAAGUGGGUAGGCCUGUUGGGCUAUGGAUGAACUAGAUUCCCAUUAUGGGAAAAAAUGUAACUCGAUAGGACUUGUAAUGAUUUGAGGAAGGCCAUGACCAUGUACAGUCCAUUAGGCAAUCCCUGUGGCUAUAGCUUCAAGACUGAAUAAAUCUACUUCCUUCUUGCA